Messenger RNA from Cetraspora pellucida, 285 nucleotides. The record is from the annotation of a GenBank genome assembly. NCBI's taxonomy places the organism in Eukaryota, Fungi, Glomeromycota, Glomeromycetes, Diversisporales, Gigasporaceae.
AUGACACAGAAUAUUAAGUCAUCUCGAGUUAUGCUGCAGAUUAGUUCAUCCCGCACUGCCGCUAAUCGAAGGUAUUAUGAAAGAAAUCGAGAACGCAUUCUCAAGCGCCGUAAAGAUUCUCGCAAUGAAACUCGCGCUCAACUACAACUUCUUGAAGAAAUUAUGAUUCUUUGUUCUCAAACUCAUUAUUGUCCUACUUCUCCUCGUGACCCUUUAUAUUUUGAAUCCUCUCAAAAUGAAACUAUGCCGGCUCAAGACCGAAGAAAGCACAUUAAUAACAAAUGA